GUCUCAGCCUGAGUCUCUCGAGCGCCCGGGGCCACCACACAGCUAUUAUCUAUCAUAGCACCACUAUAGCCAGCCAUGGAGAAAAUGGAUUUAGAAACAUACCAGGUCCAGCUCUCACAAGUCGAGCUAGCGCUUCGAACAGAUCCUACCAACACUGAAUUAAGCUCUCUGCGCUCUGAGCUCGAGGAGCUUAUCCGUCUCACGAAAGAAGCCUUGUCCCAAGCAGAGGGCUCUUCUCGCGCCGAACAUUCUCGUAAAGCAGCAGUUUCUCUUCCUACGCACGCUCUGUCCGCAGGCAAUGAAUGUCUUGCAAAAUAUUCAGGCGAUGGGUCCUGGUACCCUGCCCGAAUAACGUCUGUGGGUGGUUCGGCUGAAAAGCCAGUAUACAGCAUAGUAUUCAAGGGUUACAACACAACGGAGCUUCUGAAAGGACAUGAGAUCAAACCUAUCCCACCGAAUUACCAAGAAAAACUACCACCGUCAUCAUCAAAUAAGCGGAAGUUGACGAAGGUGGAAGAGGAGGAGAGGGAGAGAAAGAAGAAGAAAAACGAGAAGAAGGUUGAGGCGAAGGCUGCAAAGGCCAAGGAGCAGACGCAAAAACAGGCUACAUGGCAGAAGUUUGCGAAAAAGUCGGAGAAGAAGGGAUUGCAUAUAGCAGGUGUGGCAGGAACGAGCAUCUUCAAGACACCAGAUAAUCCACUAGGGAAAGUUGGUGUCACUGGGAGUGGGAAAGGAAUGACCGAGAUUACCAGCAGGAUCAAGCACAAAUUUUCCCAGUCUGACGAGUCUCACUCUUAAUGCUUUGAACUUGACAAUGUAUGUGCUGGUAUCUUCGUUGGCCCAGGAAUACCAAUUUCAACAGAUUGCGAAUAACUCAGUACAGUGAAAUCACGAUCUUGAGUUUUUAGCAACCCACAAGGAAAUCAAAGAUGCCUGGAAGAAGAGUUGAAAUGUGGCGCAUGCAAGGUUUUUGGAAUACGCUAGUGUUGCAUUACAGCGUCCGUAAAAACAAGAGCUCGUUUGACUGACUAAUCUUGUUUUUACAGCAGUCGGACAUGGAGUACAUAGGUAUGACUUGUUCUGAGGCUAUCGGAGGCGUUACGUGUUCUCAGAUCGGAUAGGACGGCCUUGUACACAAGUUUAUUAUUAAGGCUAUGGUCACUUUUCCAUGCAGCACGCUCUCUGCCGUCAUACUAUUCAUAAACUGGUUUCAGGCCGUCCGGGCCUAUUAAAUUUGAGCUUCGAUUCCGUUUGCUUUAUAUCAAGCUAUUGGGAUACACGCCGCUUGCACUGCACCGACGAGUACUCCUCCUUCAGAUGAGCUAGUCAGUCUUUCCCCCAGGGAGCUUCUCUUCAGAAGUUUUAUUGCCACUACUACAGCAUACAAGGGGUGCUUCUGGUUAUGCGCACUUGGGGAAACUGCUGCAAUCGUGUUGCCUCGCAUCUUCCUUUCCAAACUCCCAGUUGGUGUUCGUGGUCUGCUAGACGCCCUUGGCGGCCCAGAUACCCGCCCCAUAAGUUAUCCAUUCAUUAUUGGGACAACUCUUAUGUCCCUCGCCGGUCUCCUACGCUGGCAAUGUUAUCGUACUCUUGGUCGAUUCUUCACCUACCGGCUCAGUAUCCGCAAGGACCAUCAGCUAGUUAAAAGCGGACCCUAUUCCAUUGUGCGUCAUCCGAGUUACUCAGCUGCUAUAUUGGCUCUGCUUGGCGUGGUCAUUGCGUAUGGUCAUCCGAGGUCGUGGUUAAGAGACUCGGGUGUGGCAGAUAGCAUACUGGUGAAAAGUGCGGCCGUGUCUUGGGUUGGUCUGUUGACCAUGUUAAACAUUUCCUUGCCUUCGCGGUGCUCACAGGAGGAUCAGAUCAUGAAGGAGAAGUUUGGGGAAGAGUGGGAAGAGUGGGCGAGCAGAGUAAGGUUCCGGAUGAUUCCUGGUAUCUACUGAACAAUCAACAGAAGUCGAGUCGUUGCAGCUUUUUCUCAGGAUAGCGACCGACCUAUCAAUUCUUUGAUUGCAGUACAAACAUUAUCACAAGUAUGACAUGCUCCCGUAGCCUACAGAUGUACUCACAAAAUUAUAUCACCGUU
Serpula lacrymans var. lacrymans S7.9 is the source of this 2083-nucleotide messenger RNA. RefSeq lists its product as uncharacterized. Gene Ontology annotation, biological process: negative regulation of DNA-templated transcription. Bases 76 to 798 code for a protein of 240 amino acids. Gene Ontology annotation, molecular function: DNA-binding transcription factor activity. Lineage: Eukaryota; Fungi; Basidiomycota; Agaricomycetes; Boletales; Serpulaceae. The record is from RefSeq and is a predicted model, not a curated record. The transcript is spliced from 7 exons.